Molecule: messenger RNA, 968 nt
Organism: Tachysurus vachellii
Lineage: Eukaryota; Metazoa; Chordata; Actinopteri; Siluriformes; Bagridae
Gene: gig2o
Product: grass carp reovirus (GCRV)-induced gene 2o
Cellular component (GO): cytoplasm
Molecular function (GO): NAD+ poly-ADP-ribosyltransferase activity
Source: RefSeq, a predicted model, not a curated record
CAAAAAAGAAGUGACUGGAAGUGACUGAAUUCUCUGUUUUGUGUGUUUUUAUUUAAACAGACUUCAUGGCCGGCACUGUGCGUUUUGCAGGCUGGCGCACUGUUGAAGAAGGCAAGAAACUUUCAGAGAAUGAGGAGCCGAAGCCAGGCAGAGUUUACACCAUGUAUCAUGGCACACAUGUCGACAACGCCGAAGUCAUCAUCAUCAACGGCUUCAAGCCGUCCACAAAGGGAAUGCUGGGCAAAGGCGUGUACGUCAGCCGUAACAUCGAGAAGGCCAAAUGCUACCCGCUCCGAACCGACAAGCGCGAUCAGGUCGUGUUCAAACUCAAAGUCAACGUCGGCAAAGUGAUCAAAAUUGACAUAGACAACCAUCCAUUGCGCACGACCUGGCACGACGACGUCUAUGACCACACACACGUGCCUCCAAACAGCAAUAUCUCUGUAAUCAAAUCUGGCCGAGAGGAGGACUGUGUUUGGGACCCGGACCGCAUCACUGUGAUCGAGUGUUGCGCGUGUGAGAGCGAACGGCGCAAGCUGCGUGAUCUCAUCCGCACACACACGCGCAACAACGAGUGUCCAUUAUGCCGCCAGAGCGCACCGACAUUACCACACGAGUUGCAUGAUUGCUGGGAAUGCGGGGGCAGAAUUUGUCCGUUUGAGAGAGAGCAUGUGUGUAUGACACAAGGGAACAGCCAGUUAUAGGAUAGUUCCCUACAUCCACCAUGUGGUGUGUUCAACUGUUGGCCCCCAGGAUUUGUAAACUACAUUUUGGCUACUACGACUUGUGGCUUAGGGGAUACCUCCAAGAUUACAUAUUUGUGUCUUUUUUAUUAAAUAGAAAGGUGCAUGAAAAUAUUUUAAAAAGUCAGGUUACAUUAAAAGUAAUUAAUACACUGUAACCCCUUUAAAGAUACCUCGUACCCAUGUUCCCAUGUGAUAUAAUAAGAGUAAAAAUGAUAAACACUA